GCUUCCGGACUCCUCAGGGUUAAAAGGGAAGGUCCGGCCAGGGGUCCCUGGGCAGAGGAUACCAGCGGCGGACCACAGGCAGGGCAGAGGCACGUCUGGGUCCCCUCCCUCCUUCCUAUCGGCGACUCCCAGAUCCUGGCCAUGAGACCCCCGCACCUCCACCUCUCCGCCGCCUCUGGCGCCCGGGCUCUGGCGAAGCUGCUGCCGCUGCUGAUGGCGCAACUCUGGGCCGCGGAGGCGGUGCUGCUUCCCCAAAACGACACGCGCUUGGACCCCGCAGCCUACGGCGCCCCGUGCGCGCGAGGCUCGCAGCCCUGGCAGGUCUCGCUCUUCAACGGCCUCUCGUUCCACUGCGCGGGUGUCCUGGUGGACCAGAGUUGGGUGCUGACGGCCGCGCACUGCGGGAACAAGCCACUGUGGGCUCGAAUCGGGGAUGACCACCUGCUGCUUCUUCAGGGCGAGCAGCUCCGCCGGACCACUCGCUCUGUUGUCCAUCCCAAGUACCACCAGGGCUCAGGCCCCAUCCUGCCAAGGCGAACAGAUGAGCACGACCUCAUGUUGCUGAAGCUGGCCAGGCCCGUAGUGCCGGGGCCCCGCGUCCGGGCCCUGCAGCUUCCCUACCACUGUGCCCAGCCUGGAGACCAGUGCCAGGUCGCUGGCUGGGGCACCACAGCCGCCCGGAGAGUGAAGUACAACAAGGGCCUGACCUGCUCCAGCGUCACUAUCCUGAGCCCUAAAGAGUGUGAGGUCUUCUACCCUGGCGUGGUCACCAACAAUAUGAUAUGUGCCGGACUGGACCGGGGCCAGGACCCUUGCCAGAGUGACUCAGGAGGCCCCCUGGUCUGUGAUGAGACCCUCCAAGGCAUCCUCUCAUGGGGUGUUUACCCCUGCGGCUCUGCCCAGCAUCCAGCUGUCUACACCCAGAUCUGCAAAUAUAUGUCCUGGAUCAAUAAAGUCAUACGCUCCCACUGAUCCAGAUGCCCAGAGGCUCCGUCGUCCAUCCUCUUCCUCCCCGGUCGGCUGAACUCUCCCCUUGUCUGCACUGCUCAAACCUCUGCCGCCCUCCACGCCUCUAAACAUCUCUCCUGUGGCCUCAUUCCCCCACCCAUCCCCAUUCUCUGACUGCACUGAAGCUGAAAUGCAGAGAAACAUUAUUCCAGAAAAGCAAGGAAGCCGGUCAUCGCCCAGUCUCUGAGAGCAGUUAUUGGGGUCACCCAACCUGACUUCCUCUGCCACUCCCUGCUGUGUGACUUUGGGCAAGCCAAGUGCCCUCUCUGAACCUCGAUUUCCUCAUCUGCAAAAUAGGAACAAUGACGUGCCUACCUCUUAGCCAUGUUCUGAGGAGACUAUGAUAUAACAUGUGUAUGUAAAUCUUCAUGGUGAUUGUCAUGUAAGGCUUAACACAGUGGAUGGGGAGCUCUGACUAAAGGUUACCUGUUGUCAUGAUCUGA
This is a messenger RNA of Cercocebus atys (sooty mangabey), 1451 nucleotides long. RefSeq names its product kallikrein-related peptidase 10 (gene KLK10). The transcript has 6 exons. Gene Ontology annotation, molecular function: serine-type endopeptidase activity. The record is from RefSeq and is a predicted model, not a curated record. Lineage: Eukaryota; Metazoa; Chordata; Mammalia; Primates; Cercopithecidae. The coding region runs from base 142 to 972 and encodes 276 amino acids. Gene Ontology annotation, biological process: proteolysis.